CUUCAUAAGUGAAACACGUUGAUGGAAAGGCAGCAGCAGAAGUGUGGAGCGUGUCUCUAAUAAACUGGACGUCAAUUAUCCGGAGAGCAUCAAACAGCUCAAGUUAAUCAGAGAGACGGCCUCAGAGCUGCACCUUUUCCCCAAAGCUGAAUAUUAAAGAUGGAGUGGCGGCAGCAGAGCAGCGUCAGCUGCGAGGACGCCUUCACAGAGGCUCAGCGCUGGAUUCAGGAGGUAACUGGAAAAUCCUUUGGCUGCAGUGAUUUCCGUGUUGCCUUAGAAAAUGGUGUGUUGCUUUGCGACUUAAUCAACCAGUUAAAACCUGGAAUCAUCAGACGAGUAAACAGGCUAUCCACUCCCAUUGCUGGACUGGAUAAUGUGACAGUUUUCCUUAAAGCCUGUGGAAAGCUCGGAUUAAACGAGUCGCAGUUGUUUCAUCCUGGUGAUCUUCAGGAUCUGUCCACUCGGGUGACACUCAGGCGUGAUGAAAGCCAGAGGAGACUCAAGAAUGUUCUUAUUACAAUCUAUUGGCUGGGUCGCAAGGCUCAACUUGACACACUCUACAGUGGUCCUCAGCUUAAUUUCAAGGCUUUUGAGGGGCUUUUAGGUUUGGCCUUGUCCAAGGCUCUUGAAGAGGGCACUAAUGCAUUUGUAAAAGAUGGGAGUUACAAGGAGUGCUUGCACUCUGAGGGAGAGGAAAGUCUGCAAACAAGACAGACUUAUAAUAGAGGAAACUCUUUAGUUGGCUUUGACUGUGUGGACCCCAAAGCUGUCUGUCUACAUGAAGAAGGUUUUGAAAGUGACGCAGAAGCAGAGCAGGUGUACAAGAUGGACAGUACGAAGGUCUCAGCCCAGCAGAGCAAAGGACAUGUCCAACCACCGCUUGGUAGAAAACAGGGACGGUCGGAAAAGGCAGCGGAUCAUACGAGCCAACUUCCAAGAGCAUGUCAGAUUCAGUCUGAGACACCAGUUCAGGUCAACCCUGGCUGGAUUUGGAGCAAAUCCCUCAGUGACAUCCCUAUGGUGUACCCCGUGCGUAAAGUUUCAAAUGGAAAUGCCAUUUCUGAUAAAGGCCAAGACACCAGGGACUGGAAUCAAGAAAUUGAAAGAAACUGUAGUGCUGCUGCCAGGGACAGUGAAGUUCAGUGGCAGGAUGAUUUGACGAGGUGGAAGAAUCGACGCAGGAGCACCAAGUCUGAACUGUACAGGAGGUCAUUUGAAAGGGAGCAUAUCUUUAAAGAGAUGACCAAUGGGGCUGUGAGAAAUUAUGAGGGUAAUGAAGCACCAGGAGGGCCUAUAAAGAGAGAUCAGUCACCAUGGCGGCACAGCUCCUUACCACGUCCUUAUUCCGUUUCUCCAUCCAAACCUCUGAGUUUUGCUCUCAGGCCACAUACAGAAGCAAUUUCCACCAGCAGCUAUGCCACUGACACCCCUUUCAGACCCCAAAGCUAUCCACAGGAGUGUCACCAGGGAGCCAGUUCUAAAUCUGGUGGGUCCAUCAUCGGAGGGGAGCCUGCCCUUGCCUCCUUAGCUUCAGAUGGAAGAGCUGGAGUUACUACACCUUCUCUACACCAAGCUUUCACCUCUCAGACCCAAGUGAAAGCCCUAGGCAGCCAGUCUACCUUUCAUUCCAGUUCUGGACAGGUGCAACCACAAAGAUGUUUGCCAAACCAGAUCUCCUCUUCUUUUAACAUCAUACAGCCUGAACUGUUUGACUCUGAAGAAUCCGCUACAACCUGCAAUUCUGCUUCAUACAUGCAUUCCUUCAGCACUGAUCUGAAAGGGAAAACUUUUUCUCCAAAUGUAGUUAGUCAUUCAGGAGUUGAUGUUACUGAUGAUUUGAUCGAGAAAUCUGAUGGAAUUCCAAAAUCAUAUCCAAAUUCAGCUGAAGAUGGAAGGGUCUGUAGACAGGAGUCUGCAAGGCUUUCCAAGUAUUUGUCCAGAAAUGCAACAUGGUCCAGCUCUGCCAGUCUUCCUCGUGGGUACCGUCGGUCUGAGGGUUCCACUCGUCUCUCCACUCCGAUCACAGCCAGACCCUUCGAGGCAAAGCCAUCCGGAAUAUCCACACUACCAAAACAACACAAUGUUGACAGUCUGAGUUUAAUUGUAAACACUGGGGAUUCCCAUUCCUCAACCAAACCAGCUCUGAAAAGGCAGACUGCAGCAGCGCAUCUGCGGGGUCAGUAUCAGGCCUCGGUUAGGCAGAAGAAGGCUAACCAGGUGAGGCAGAAUGCCGCAGGACAGCGAAAGGAAGUGAAUGAUCAAACCUUCCCUCAGACUUAUACAAAAUCAUCUUCCAACAACAAAAGCUCUGUUCUUGCAUCUAAUGCAAGUACAGUCUUAAAGGUUGAUCACAGUGACAUGAGAGUGAGCCUGACUCUGAAACCAAACAGCGUCCCAGACUUUGGCUUCCAAACUCACUGGGACUGCACAGGGGUGAGAAUAAAAAGCAUUCAACCAGGCAGUCCAGCAGAGCACUGCCAGCUCUGUGUGGAUGAUGAGAUUGUGGCAGUUGAUGGAGUUGCUGUUGCACAUAUGACCUACAGUCAGUGGAAGGAUAAAAUGGCAUCCUCCCUGGAUUCUGGCAGUUUAACAAUGGACAUUCGGCGUCAUGGCAUCAAGGAUUGGAGCACGAAUAAAGGAAGUAAUGACAACCAGCCAGGACACAGCAUGUUGACCCUUAAUCUGACUUCUACGGCACCCAUUUUAAUAGGCCGCUCCGAUCACCAUGCCAACAGUGCAGCCUCUGCAGAAAUGGCAGACACACAAGAAUCUCAACUUAAUGGGCAGACAGACAAUGUAACGCAAGAAAAAGUCAUCGGUGGGCCCUUCUCUGUUAACACAACCAAGGCUAGAUGUAAAGAAAAUGUUAGUAUAACUAGAGAAAAUCAAAAAAGGAGGAAAGAGUUUUUCACACAGAAAGGAGGCUCGGAAUCAGCAAUAUCUGAUAUUCAGGUGCCUUCCCUCAACCCAUCCUCAUCCAGCUGGGCUUGGGACUGUGAGGAGGAUCGUAGGCGGCAGGAGAAGUGGCAGGAAGAGCAAGAGCGCCUUCUGCAGGAGCAGUACCAGCGAGAUCAAGAGAAGUUGGAGGCAGAGUGGCAAAGGGCACAACAGGAUGCAAUGGAAAGCGAGACGCUGAGGGAGAAUGCUGUUGAGAUGGGCAGUGGUCCUGAGCUGUUUGCCAGUUCCCAGCUUUAUGCAAACGGACUGACAAAGGGAAAAAAAGAAGAGAAAGUGAAUCUUGAUGGAGAAUAUCAGAAAGAAGCUGGACUGAUGCAUCCCAGUAUUGCCCACAGAGUGCAGAGUAACAGGAUUACUGAGAAAGACUGGGCUGAGGGUUCCAGUGGUUUCGCUCAGCUGUCCCAUGCUCACAGGGCAAUGUCCAUGUCGACUCCGGUUUUAUCUGGACCCUGCAGACAAUCAAGAGGUUUAGGUGAUCCAAGGAAAAGAAGAGGGUUAACCAUGUCAAAAGCUGAGAGGGAGAGACAGCAGAUUUUGGAGGAGAUGAAGAAGAGGACUCAGCUUCUGACCGACAACAGCUGGAUACGCCAACGCAACGGUGGAUUUCAUAAAGAUGAUGAUGUUGGCACCGCCAUGAAGAGAUAUGAGUCUCUGGACAACCUGGAUAUUUUCCAUCAAUCCCCAGACUGUGCUGCAACAUUUACUUACCCUCGCCCCAGUUCAGCUGCUGGAGGUUACAGUGCUCAGACUAGGACUGCCUCCUCACGCUACAGCACUGGCUCGUUGUCUUUCCAGAGACAUGUGAACAUGGAGUCCUCUCAUCAACCCAGGAUGGUCAGUGGCAGGAGGACUUGCUGUGUGUGUGAGCGUGUCCUGGGUAGUGGGGCUGCGAUGAUCAUAAAGACCCUUAGUCUCUGUUUCCACCUGACCUGUUUCCAGUGUGUGGGCUGCAAUCGACACCUCGGAGGAACAGAGACUGGAGUCCAGGUUCGCAUCCAUAACAGGAGGCCCUACUGUGAUUACUGCUAUUUCCAACUCAAGUACUCUGCCCUCCGCAUGUGACCAACACGCUGUGCUGCAGAUACAAGAUUAGGGUGUGGAAAAUGGUGUCAUACCUGAUAUACAUUGUUUUUCUUUCUUUUUUCAUGAUUAUUUGUACAAUAAACUGAUAUGUGCUAUCUUAGGUCUUGGAAUACACAACUGUUGGCUGAUUUUAUCUGAUAAUGGUGUAUAGCUGAACUGUGUUUCUGCUAAUUUAAUUGCAAAAACUAGAUUUAAUAUAUACAUUUAAAAAUCAAAUUUUUUUCUGUGAUGUAAUUUGCUUGUUAAUCAGAAUCUAUUUGCUGUGUGUGGGGUUUAAAUAUAUCAGAUGUUUAUCAAGAUGCAUAAAAUGUUGAACAUUUAAACAAUGUACUAAAGCACUUCCUGUUCACUUAAAAGUCAGAGUGCACCGUGGGGUAACUCAUUGAUACAGUGUGUAUGUUUCUCAGAGGAUCAUUGUUGUCUUAAUUAUAACAUUUGUCAAUAAAAGUACACUACACAAACUACCUGGGUUUUCCAUAAUGUUUUAUAACCACAUGAUGGCAGCGUUGGUCUUGGAAUGAAACUAUCUCAUACUGUUGAUAAAAAUGGGAGUUUCUUUUGAAUAUAACCAAAUGAUUUCAUGCUACUAGUGAAGACCUUGUAGACUUUAAAAGUGGUUUCCUCUAUGGAAUUUCCAGAAGGAUUCAUGCUUUCAGUAGAUCUGUGUUCGGUGGGCUUUGCCUCGUGUCACCAAAAAGUGAAAAGUCGGCAGAAGAAGCGAGACCAAAAUAAGGAAAUGUGCAAUUAUUUGAAUGGCAAAGGAAGUCUUCUUGCCCUGGCUGAGGGAAGACGUGUCUGUUUUUCUUUUUCUUUUUUUUUCCUUCUUCCACUUUGUUGCAUAUGCAGCAACACUGUGUAUUACUUAAACAUUUCUCAGAACUGACAAAUGGUUUCUGCUUCAUUGCUUUAAUGUUUUUGAAUAAGGAUCUUACUGAACUGGUAACUACC
Messenger RNA from Cyprinodon variegatus (sheepshead minnow), 4989 nucleotides. Its product is annotated as LIM domain only protein 7-like. Bases 160 to 4020 code for a protein of 1286 amino acids. The record is from RefSeq and is a predicted model, not a curated record. Gene Ontology annotation, molecular function: protein binding. The transcript is spliced from 31 exons. Gene Ontology annotation, biological process: regulation of cell adhesion; regulation of signaling. Lineage: Eukaryota; Metazoa; Chordata; Actinopteri; Cyprinodontiformes; Cyprinodontidae.